Messenger RNA from Amphiprion ocellaris (clown anemonefish), 1539 nucleotides. RefSeq names its product coiled-coil domain containing 113 (gene cfap263). Bases 176 to 1201 code for a protein of 341 amino acids. Gene Ontology annotation, cellular component: axoneme; ciliary basal body. The record is from RefSeq and is a predicted model, not a curated record. Gene Ontology annotation, biological process: cilium assembly. NCBI's taxonomy places the organism in Eukaryota, Metazoa, Chordata, Actinopteri, Pomacentridae. The transcript is spliced from 9 exons.
CUAGCAACCGCUGCUAAAUUUCAGUGUACCCUAGCAACCAUGGAGGACGGGCUUUUAAUGAUAGAAGAAAACGGCGAGGAGGUCACAGACGAACAAAAAGAAGCUCUUUACAAACGAGUCGAAGAACUAAAGUAAUGACAAAUAUUCCAAUGCGGUCCUCCGGGCAGAGAAUGCCAUGUUUGAACAGUUCCUUGGCCGCCUGGAUCCACAGGAGCUGCUGGCCCCAGCUGAAGGAGAGGGUCCAGGGGUAAAAGGUAGCUCCCAGCUAGAGGGUGGGGGAUGGAGGCGGAGGUCUCGAGCCAACAUCUCAGAUCGCCUCCAGCUGCUGACCUUGGAGCAAAAACUUUAUAUGGCACAGAGAGAAGUGAGAGAAACACGAGAGGACCAGGAGAAACUCAAACAGAAAUAUGAAAGAACCCAGGAUGAGUACAAGGCUCCUAUGGAAGAAGCAGAACUGUGUCUAGCUGAGAUCAAGAAAGCAAAGUAUGAAUUUGAACGCAAACUACUCAAACCUAUGAAGGACAACAGACUGGCGAUGAAGGAGCCAGAGAAGGUGCUCCAGUAUAUCGAAGACAAGUUAAAGGUUAGCCAAUUGGAGAAGUUUCAUCUGAAGAACCAGGCACUGAAGGUCCACAAGAAGAAGCUCCUGCAGCAGCUCCAACAGAAAAAAGAGAUAGGAAAAGUCCAAUAUGAGGAUUUCUUCCAGGAGUACAAUGAGUCAAGAGUUGACAAAAACCUGGAUGAACUUCAGAUCAAUAGUUUGAAAGUACAACGUGUCCUCAGCUCACACAAGCAGGAGAAGCUGCAAAGUGCCACACUGGAAUCUGCAGAGUUGAGCAACGACAUCCGCAAAAGGAGGCAGUUGCUGUCAAAAAUUGAGGAGGAGAUACAGCACGCAGAGGAGGAGCGUUUGAAGGCAGAAGCCUUCAACCAGCACCUGCGCCGGCAGCUCACACAUUAUCAGGCUCCUGAUAUCACUGAGUACAUGUAUGUCAAGGACAAACUCAAGAAGUUGCGGCAGAACGUUCACACUUGGGAGAGAAAGGUUGGGAUUGCUGAGAUGGCCUUGAAGACCCACACUAAAGCGUGGAGCAAACCAAGAUCCACUCUGACUCCUGCUAACAGUGUGGUGGCUGGAAGUCAGCCUGGAGAUCACAGACUCCCAGUAAAGCUUCCAAACAUAGCAGAAAACAACACAUAGAAAAGUAUAGAAUCAGAAAGCUUUGCAGAUUCAUUAAAGAUAAUCUGUCCCAAGUUAGGGUGCUGUUUAGGCCCCAUUUUACAGUAGGACAGUUAUUCAACAACUGAUUUGUCACAAUAAAUUGAUGCAUCUUUUAAAACUUGGUGGGAAAUACAGAAAUGUACUCAAGGCUGAUGAAGCUUUCAUCCUUUUGAGAUUUUUCAGUCACACUAUGUUUUUUACCAUUCAAAAUGGUGAAGAAUGAAAUAUUAUGUAAAUGUAAAGACCAAGCUCCAAGUUUUGUAAAGUUAAGUAUACCGUAUUUAAAAGAAGCAAGUGUAUUAAAUCCAAUGCAUGUG